Messenger RNA from Alternaria arborescens, 546 nucleotides. RefSeq lists its product as hypothetical. The record is from RefSeq and is a predicted model, not a curated record. Bases 1 to 546 code for a protein of 181 amino acids. Lineage: Eukaryota; Fungi; Ascomycota; Dothideomycetes; Pleosporales; Pleosporaceae. The transcript is spliced from 4 exons.
AUGGACCUUCAUAGAUCGAACAAAGCGCUCGUCAAGAGAGUCGAAACCCUACUCCAGAAGACCUUGAUUGGAUGCGUGUUGGUCAUUUUGCCCACUGGCAGUAACCUUGCGGCUAUCUGCAUUCUGGUUGGGAAAGAACUAGCUUUUAUCUGCCUCACUUUAUGCACCUUUGAUGUCACAUGGGCUGCCAUAGUCUUUCACUGGCUUGCCAUUGUCGGUACUGAUGAGAACGAAGGUGCCACCCCAGCUCCGCAAAGCCGGAAAAGUGGCAGCCAACAACCUGGAAUAUCUUUGCAACCACAAACGGAACCUCUACGAAAGAAGCCGACCUUGCUCACACCAACCGACUUAGAUUUGCUAUCGAUCGACGCAAAGGAUGAUGGCUGCACAAAAACCACAAACAAGUUCGAUUUCGGCCUGAGUCAAACGGCAACACCAUCAUAUUGCGGACCCAGUUCACAAACAGAAUCACAUUGGAGAGAUUCUGGACAUUCUACCCUGGUGUCUGAUGCGAACAUGUCUAACAACGCCGUCAAUCCGCGUUGA